This is a messenger RNA of Pectinophora gossypiella (pink bollworm), 4905 nucleotides long. RefSeq names its product nephrin (gene sns). The transcript has 23 exons. Bases 1 to 3516 code for a protein of 1171 amino acids. Lineage: Eukaryota; Metazoa; Arthropoda; Insecta; Lepidoptera; Gelechiidae. Gene Ontology annotation, molecular function: protein binding. The record is from RefSeq and is a predicted model, not a curated record.
AUGACAGAUCCACCGGGCGCCCCGUACAUCGAGGGCUAUGCGGAAGGCGAGACAGUGCGUCGAGGGCAGAGCCUCGAGCUGGUAUGCCGCAGCCGCGGUGGCAACCCACCUGCUCAACUCAUCUGGUACAAGAAUGGCGAGCAGAUCAGAAUGGCUUACAGGACAAGCGGUCGGAUGUCUGAGAACGUACUUUCGUUUAAGGCGGACGCCUCUGACAACAAGGCCCGGUAUACCUGUGAGGCUAAAAAUGUCAUGAUCAGCAACACCCUGAAGGCUGAGAUCGAUCUCACUGUGCUAUUCGCCCCUUCGCACGUGACGAUCUCAGGCCCAUCAGAGGCGAGGGUCGGGGACCCAGUUCCUCUGAGCUGCAGCACGGCUCCCUCCAACCCGGCUGCCGAUAUCAAGUGGCUGGUACUCGGCAAACAUCAUAAGGAGGCUAGCAACAGGACGGUUAUAUCGCCUGAAGGUGGCUGGAUCACGACCUCCAACAUCACGGUGGUGGUGGAACCGAACAGACGGUCCAUCGUCGUGGUCUGUCACGGUAUCAACGCGCAGCUGACUGAGAAUGUUGUCGCCACACACACCAUCAACGUGUUAUAUCCACCGUCAGCGCCGAUGAUCACAGGCUACAUCCCCGGGACGACAUUAGCAGCUGGCACGGUGCAGAAGCUGUCCUGCAUUUCAUCUGGAGGAAACCCCUUGGCUACUUUGACUUGGUUCAAGAAUGAUAAGAAGAUCCACUCGGUAAUGAAGACAACAGACAAGUCAGUCUCAGCGGAGAUCUCCAUCCUUACCAACGUCACAGACAAUCAAGCUCAGUACAGAUGCGAAGCCACCAACAGCGCUACUGAAAUCCCGCUGUUCGAGACCGUCACUCUUAACGUCCAUUUCGCUCCAGAAGCGGUGAAGGUCAGAGCUGAGCCAGACGAGCUGAAGCCAGGAGUAGAAGCCACGUUGUUCUGCGAUGCAGCGUCUAGCAACCCUCCUGCUACGUUGUCAUGGUGGCGUGAUGGGAUACCAGUGCAAGGACUCCCGAUGCAGCUAAAGAAGGGUCUCCACGGCGGCACGGUGUCCACCAUUCAGCUAAGGCUGAACAUCACUAAAGACAUGAAUGGAGCAGUCUACACCUGUCAAGCUAUGAACGAGGCUUUACAACGCAGUGUGCACGAUGCACUGGCUUUGAAGGUUCUUUACGCCCCAAUCUUCGACGAGACCACGCCUGAGACGACUGUGGGCGUGGAGAAUGAGCCUCUGAUCAUAGUCCUACGAGCUGAUGGCAACCCUGGCAGCAUUACUUAUACCUGGACUAAAGAUGGGCUGCCUAUAACGCAGUCUUCUUAUAGCAGUGGCAACGACCGCAUCAUAUCGGAAGGCAGUAUGUUGAACAUGACACGUCUAUCCCGCCACGACGCUGGUGUGUACACUUGUGAAGCUGUCAACUCGCAGGGAGCUGUCACCAUCAACAUCACCGUCAAUGUGCAUUACCCAGCGGGUAUCAAAUCAGUAUCACAAAACGGAAUCGCAAAUCCAAAUGAAGAUGCAAUGCUGUCUUGUACUGCUACUGGUAACCCCUUAACAGCAGAACACAUUCGAUGGGAAAGAAAAGGCUACGACAUAGACGCUAGAAGCGUUACCUUCGACCCAAAGAAUUUAACCAGCUACCUUCUGAUAGAAAAGGCGUCGAGGGAAGAUGUUGGCAACUUCGAAUGUGUGGUAGACAAUGGUAUAGGAGGAGAGACGAGGCAAGAAGCGAUGCUGGUUGUGAAAUUCAAGCCAGAGAUUGAUACCUCGCCUAGUUUAGUCAAGUCUGCUUCGAAUGUUGGCCAAGUUGGCAGAUUGAGUUGUCGAUGCAAAUCAGCUCCACCACCAAACUUCACAUGGUCGAAAAACGGAGCCAAGUUACCAGUUAACACUUCAACCAAAUACUUCGCUGAGUACCACAAAAACGACCCAAUCACUUACACCUCAGUGCUUCUUAUCAAUGAUGUCUCAUCUUCAGACUAUGGAUCUUAUGAAUGUGGUGCAAGAAACGACCUCGGGUUUACUACUACGUCUGUCAAACUGGAUAUUACUAGUGCUCCCGAUCAAGUAAUAUCACUGGCGGUGACGAAUGUUACGUACAAUUCAGUGACGUUGGAGUGGGUGCCAGGGUUUGACGGCGGCUUGCAGUCUUGGUACAGGAUUCGAUACCGCAAAAUUUACGAUGACUCCUACAAAUAUGAGGAUGUAGUCCCGAAGAAUGCGACCUCCUAUACAAUAGGAGGGCUCGAGAGGAACACUGACUAUGUAUUCUCCAUCAUGGCAAUCAACAAGAUUGGUCAGAGCAAAUACAGACCCGAUGACACCAAAGCUACCACACUUACUUCUUCGGAAGUAGGAGAGUUGAACGUAGUAUCGACAGAAUACGUAGAGACGGCAGAUGUUUCAAAAUCUGUUAUAGUAUAUGUGUCCAUCACUGGAGCUGUGUUAGUUCUUAUAAACGCGGCUUUGGUUGCUUGUUUUGUUUUAAAACGGCGAGCUAGACGGCUAAAAGAACAAGCGGGCCAGGCUUCAAAGUCAGCAACUAUUGAGAUGUAUGCUCCAUCCUCAUACAACGACACUAUGACUGGGGAAACCCUCAGUUCUGUCUCAGAGAAAUCGGAGACCUACUCUCAGGAUGAUGGCGAACAACCACCUCCCAUCCCUGAGGUGCCCUCCAUGCCUAAUAGGCACAUGCUGAGUCAGCAAACCGAUGCUUACCUGAUGGACGAUCAAGGACUGGUCAUUCCACCGCCUCUUGACUACCCACCCCCUAACUACGCCGUGUAUGAAGGUGACCACGCCAGGACCCUGCCUCAUCCCCACCGACAUAAGGACAUCACCGGGCAUAGCACCCUGGGAAGAAGUGCUGGCAAACAAAACUAUGUGCCUGCCCCGAGCCCGAUGCCGCCUCUGGACGGCUCCUACUACAAUAUGGCGUCUGACAGAUACCUCAGUUAUCCCCCGCUCAUCGGAGAGUACUUGCACCAACAGCAACAAGGGCGUACGCCGACCCCGCCACAGCAGUACGGGGCGCAGCCGCUCAGCAAGCCGCACCUCAUGAACGGAGGCGUGUCUGGAGGCUCCCCCUCGCACAUUGCCAGCCCGCCGCACAGCUACGGGAUGGAUGUAUCUCUAGAUAGACAAUCGACCGGUGGGACACUAAGACGACAGCGACUGGACAAGAUGGCCGUUCCCCCUCCUGACGUCACUGUGCUGCAUCAGGGUAACUGCGCUCAGCACCAGAUAACUCAAACUCCUGCUCCGGUCAAGCAGCCCCAGUCUAUAUUAAAAGACCCAUCAAGACACAAAUAUGGUAACCAAUACGGGAGCCCAGUGUCUUCCUCUACCCCUCAGAGCAACUCCAGUCAAAUUCUCACUGUCCAAAACCUUACAUCAGAUGUGCCCCAGUACGGGACAAUUAGAAAAGAAAACAAAAAACAAAACGUAACCAUAGACGAAUCCUACAAUAAGAGAAGUGAAACCCACGUCGUAUAAGUGUUUAAAAAUGGAGAACUUAGUUUAAAAACUGGAGAAACAAACUUACUUGAAAAAGUGACUUAAAACGCGGAAAAGUGACUUAAAGUUUACGAAUGACUUAUGGAGAAUACGAAUUAAAUGUUGAAGAAACUCGUUUAAAGUGUUUCAGUGCGCGGUUGUUGAGUUGUAAAUAUGUGGACUAGUUAAAAAUUGUAGAUAGAAUUAAAUUCAUUGAAUGUGAUACGAAUGAACGAACUUUUAAAGGUAUAGUCCAUGAUUAGAUAGAAAAGACAUUUUAUUAUACGAAUACGAAUGGUUUUUCGUCCGAAAAUCGUGUUGUUUGGACGUAUCUGGUUGUAAUUAAAGUUAAAAUUACUGUUCGACUGACUUAUCAUUAAUAAUUGUAAUGUAAUGUUAGGAAAGGUAACGUCCAAAAUGACAUAAGUUGAAAUAAAGACAUUUUUAAUUGUCCAAUCGUAUUAAUAAUUUCUAGAAUUAUAUUUAGGUAGUAAUUGAAAUUAUAUUUUGAUUUCUCAUUUUCCGAUUGAAUUUAUUAAAUUGUUUAAAUAAUAAAUAUGAUUCCCAUGACGGAUCUCUUUUUUAAUUAAGUUUUAGAUAUUUGUCGUGUUAAGGAAAGUGUUUUUCGAAAUUUUAUUGAUGGGAAAAUUUUGAAUUUGCCCCGACGAGAAUCGUCGUUUGUUUCUAGAAUUGUUCUCGGAAUAAUAGAAGUGCAUUUAUUGUUAUUUAGAUAAUUAUCUGUUUGUAUUAAACACUGUGUUACUUACAACAGUAUGGCGUCGUUUUAAAUAGUGUAUUCACAUCUAGUAUAUAUCACACCUUAUUUUAUUCUUGCAUUCCUUUUCACUUCUUUUCCUUCAAGAGUAAUUUCUGUCUUAACUGUUUAGAUAUAAAAUAAAAUAAUUUUUACACCGCGAAUUAUAAAACACCUAUGAUUUAUAGAUAAAAAACAGGUACUUAAUAUUAAUAAACUACCAACUACAUUAUGUUUUUAUUUUAAUUACAUCUGUCAAUUAUAGUUGUUUUAAAAAUAGCCAGGAAAUACAAUGCUACGGUAACACAGUGUUUGAAUUAAGAAUACGUAUACUGCCUAUUCGACAAUGUCUUUUUAAAAUUUUGUAUAUUUUAUUUUUUAAGAAUUUUUCUCUGCAUUUUACCGAAAGUGUAAAUAGAAAAAUAAUACUCAAUCGCGAACUGACAAUAAUAUAAGUUUCUUUUUAAUUAUUUUUAAUUAUACCCCCGCUUAUGAUACGAUUGUAAAUAUAUUAAAUUGUAAUUUUUCUAUUACAUUAAUAGCUUUUCUACUCCAAAAUUUAAUCGGUUUAAUACAGAUACCAAAGUUUUAUUAAUUUUAUUUUUAAGUUAUUAAGCAACUUAAUUAUUUUUAUU